Messenger RNA from Porites evermanni, 1449 nucleotides. The record is from the annotation of a GenBank genome assembly. NCBI's taxonomy places the organism in Eukaryota, Metazoa, Cnidaria, Anthozoa, Scleractinia, Poritidae.
AUGGAGAAAUUCUGUGACGUUCAUGCUCCAGGCCUGUUUGAAGACAUCUUCCAGGCUAUAUUGAAUGAUGACAAACAACCCCCCUCCAUUAAGAGAUGCAAUCUCCAGCGGAUAAGAGUAGUUUCUCUUCUGCAUAACCUCAGCUUUUUCAGAAAUCAGGUAUGGUCCCCAUUUCGUACGAACAAAAAUGAUGUUAAAACUACUUACAUGCACCAUAAUAGAAUUAAACCACAUUAAAGGAUAAGGGAGAAGACGCCAACUCAUAUGUACAACACACUAUUUUUUCCUUCUUUCUUCAAGAGAAAUAAUCUUUUAAAAAAAGAAAAAUAAGAAAUCUGUCUCUGGUGAUAACAAAAUACAAAUAAAACUUUGAAAGUAUAUUGAAAGUAGACUUGUUACAUGUGAACAACCAUCCACACACUCAGAGAUUAUUUGUCAUGGAAAAAAAUGAUAGGAUCUUGAAAAAAUUAAUCAUAUUUAUCUAAUGAUGUUUCAUUGGCAGAAAAACUGUCCAAUGCAAAAAGCGAGUGGUCUUCAACUUAAAUUAAGUGGAGCAAGUUACUCCUCACUGAUGUCUGGAAUGGUGCUUGGAUACAGUUGCCAUCCUCACUCUAUAAACAAUUAUGAGAAAGCUUUGGCCACAACAAACAAAGAAGAAGUGAGAAAAAAAGUGAAAAUUGCAAUGAAGGUAUAAUAAGAAAGACCUUAAAAAAUAAUCUUCCAUGGUCAAUAACAGAUUAAUAAGAAAAUAUCCUUUUACAUUUUCGGUCCAAGGUAAUGAAUCUAAAAAUACACUUCACCUGUGCCUUGUCUUGAAUGGCUCAUAAAGCCUUAUUGUGACUGGACAGCAGGGGCCUUUUGUAUGCCUCUCCCUCAACCAGUCCAGCAUUCAACUACAAAAAGAUACCUACUACUGAAAACAAAAAGUUGUUGGGAUAUUAAGAGGCAACUACCACCCUUGGUAACUUGAGAAUGGGAUUUAUUUUGAGGAAGGGAAACACAUUAUCAGAGACACACUUAUCAUAUCAUGACCAAAAAACAAUCUCAGACAUAAGAUUUCCAGCUACAUUUUUCUCUCUAAAUAGUUAAGAAGGCAUUGGUAAGCAGUCUUUUUUGAACAAUGUCAAAGACCAUAAAUUAUACAUAUACAAUGCUGUAAUAUUUGCAACUGCAUCAAAAGAUCUUAGUCAGAAACUUUUUUCAAAGGAAGAAAAAUUCAUCCUACGCAUUGAAGAUGACAUCCACUUCAUACAUGCACAAAGGAAGCCAACGAGCUCAGUAACAAGUACAUCAUGGCGCAUGUGCACAGUGUUAGCAGACAUCCAUUGUAACAUCCACGCUGUGCCUCAAAAUGAUGACAUUAAAUUAAACCACCGGUCACCAAGAGUGGUGAUGCCAGAUGGAGCAAUCAGAGAGUGCCAGGGAGGAAUUGAUAUUGACCACCUCUAG